AUCCAAAUUAGCAAAUAGUCCCCCCCUUUCCUUUUUGCCUUUUCCACCCCCAUUUGGUCUCAUCUUUCUGCUUCUUCCCCUUCUUUAUAACUGCUCUUCUUCAUCGCCAUUCCCAUUUGCCUCUGCUAAUGGACUCUAAGCAGCAGCAGCAGCAGCAGCUCUACUUGGCUAAUAAAUCUUCCAGGCAGCGCUUCAGUGAAUGGAUUUUCAGAGAUGUCCCUAGUGAUAUCACCAUUGAAGUUGCCGGAUCCACAUUUGCAUUGCACAAGUUUCCAAUCGUAUCAAGAAGUGGUCGAAUCAGGAAGCUGGUUUCAGAGCACAGGGAUGCAGACAUCUCCAGGGUGGAGCUCCUCAACUCGCCGGGCGGCGCCGAGGCGUUCGAGCUGGCGGCCAAAUUCUGCUACGGGAUCAACUUCGAGAUCACACCGAGCAACGUGGCCCAGCUCAUCUGCGUCUCCGACUACCUCGAGAUGACGGAGGACUACUCCCACGACAACCUCGCCUCCCGGGCCGAGGAGUACCUCGACAGCGUCGUCACCAAGAGCCUCGAGCUCUGCGUCCAGGUCCUCCAGCACUGCGAGAACCUCUUGCCCUUAGCCGACGAGCUCAAGAUCGCGGGCCGCUGCGUCGACGCGGUCGCCUCGAAGGCCUGCGUCGAGCAGAUCGCCUCGAGCUUCUCGCGGCUCGAGUACAGCAGCUCGGGGAGGCUCCACAUGAACAAGCAGGCCGCAGGCAGCAAGUGCGAGGGGGACUGGUGGAUCCAGGACCUCUCCGCGCUCAGAAUCGACCUCUUCCACAGGGUGAUCACCGCGAUGAAGUGCCGCGGGGUUCGCCCCGAGAGCAUCGGGGCGUCCCUCGUCAGCUACGCCCAGACGGAGCUGACCAAGAAGUCCAGCCUCUGGAACCCGAACCAGACGACCAAAGUGGUCGAUCCGGUCUCCACGGCGGCCCACGAGAGGGCCGUGGUGGAGACUAUCGUAAGCUUGCUUCCCUUGGAGAGACUUGCAGUUCCCAUCAAUUUCCUGUUUGGCCUCCUGAGGAGCGCUGCCAUGCUUGAUUGCAGCGUGGGUUGUAGAGGUGAUUUGGAGAGGCGGAUCGGGUCGCAGCUCGACGUGGCGACCCUCGACGACCUUCUGAUCCCCUCGUUUCGGCAUUCGGGCGACACAUUGUUCGAUGUGGACGCGGUGCAUCGGAUCUUGGUUAACUUCUCGCAGCAGGACGACAGCGAAGGUGAUGAUGGUGAUGAAGGUGAUGAAGGUGAUGGGAUGGAUGACAAUGGAUCUGGUUUCGAUCAAUCGGAUAGCCCGCAGCAUUCGCCUUCUCAGACGGCGCUGUUUAAGGUGUCGAAAUUGGUGGACAAUUACCUGGCGGAAAUCGCUCCGGAUGCCAAUCUGAAGCUGUCCAAGUUUAUGAUCGUGGCAGAGACUUUACCUGCUCAUGCUCGCACGGUUCAUGAUGCCUUGUACAGAGCCAUUGACAUUUACCUUAAAGCGCAUCAGGGUUUAUCAGACAUGGACAGGAAGCGGCUGUGCAAGCUGAUCGACUUCCAGAAGCUGUCUCAGGAAGCAGGAGCACAUGCCGCGCAGAACGAGAGGCUUCCGCUUCAAGCGAUCGUACAGGUUCUCUAUUUUGAACAAGUCAGGCUGAGGAAUGCGCUGUGCUGCUCUUACGGCGGCGGCGGCGAUCACGAACCGGAUCACGUGAGGCCGAUGCAGCAGUCGUGGAGGGCGAGCAGCGGGGCGUUCAGCGCGGCGAUGUCGCCGCGAGACAACUACGCGUCGCUGAGGAGGGAGAAUCGGGAGCUGAAGCUGGAGCUGGCGCGGAUGCGGAUGAGGCUGAACGACCUGGAGAAGGAUCAUGUGUGUAUGAAGAGGGAUAUGCACAAGUCUGGUUCGCGGAAGUUCGUGAAUUCGUUCUCGAGGAAGCUCGGCAAGCUUGGUUUCUUUGGGAAUAGCUCGUCGAGGGGAUCGACUUCGCCUUCCAAGCAGUCUCAGAGGACGGAUUCUAGGGCGAUGGACAGAACUUGUGCCAGUACGGAUUGAUGAAGUGAGUGAGUGGCUUUUCGAUGUGUUUAAUUACCGACCUCGAGCUAGGCUGCGGUUGUUCAUUUGUGUUGGUUUUGGUGGGUGAUUGUAGAAUGUCUUCUUCUGCAGUUUUUUGGUUUAGUUACCUCCCUUUUCGUUUGUAAAUGUAAAUGGUUUCAGAUCUUGGAGGUUAGAGAGCAGCAUAGAAGGGUUGUUAAAAGCGUGAGUUCUAAUGUCUG
Molecule: messenger RNA, 2263 nt
Organism: Linum tenue
Lineage: Eukaryota; Viridiplantae; Streptophyta; Magnoliopsida; Malpighiales; Linaceae
Source: the annotation of a GenBank genome assembly